UUUCAGAUUUUUCACUAUGACCACCCCAGAGCUGAAACAAUCCAUGAACAGUUCAAUGGUCGCAUGGAGUGGCAAGGAACCAAGAAAAGUGAUAUUCAGUCUGGAACCAUCUACAUUCAUAACAUGACCUUCAAUGACACAGGGACUUACCGCUGCACUUUUCAGCGCACUAUCUUCCUGGUGCAGAAUGACGUACACCAUAUUGUGGAAAAGCAUGUAGAGCUCAGCGUGGUGAAAGUAGCCAAUCGGGAGAUAACGUCCCUGAUCUCUGAGCUCAUGAUGUACGUCUUGAUCCUGGUUCUGCAGCUCUGGCUCAUUUUGGUUCUGGUCUCCUGCUACAAGAAAAUUUCAAAGGAGUACGAGGCCCGCGAGGCAAAACUAGCCCCUAGGUCUCUGACACCGAUCAAAUCAUUUAAGUUUCAACAAGAACGCUGA
Molecule: messenger RNA, 435 nt
Organism: Cynoglossus semilaevis (tongue sole)
Lineage: Eukaryota; Metazoa; Chordata; Actinopteri; Pleuronectiformes; Cynoglossidae
Product: sodium channel subunit beta-1-like
Exons: 3
Biological process (GO): regulation of sodium ion transmembrane transporter activity; sodium ion transport; regulation of heart rate by cardiac conduction
Cellular component (GO): voltage-gated sodium channel complex
Molecular function (GO): sodium channel inhibitor activity; transmembrane transporter binding
Source: RefSeq, a predicted model, not a curated record